Messenger RNA from Schistosoma mattheei, 4541 nucleotides. The record is from the annotation of a GenBank genome assembly. NCBI's taxonomy places the organism in Eukaryota, Metazoa, Platyhelminthes, Trematoda, Strigeidida, Schistosomatidae.
CACAAAUCAAGUGACUUGUGUGGCGCAUAUGUAUUCGGUGCCCCUAUGUACCAAUAUUUAUGUUUUCAAAUAAAUAAAUAUCCCCAAUAAACUCCGAUGAUAAAUUUACAAAAGUCCCUUAAAUUACUGACCACCCACUAUAAUUGUAUUCCUUGAUAAUAAGUCAGCAUUUUACUCUGCCGACCAAGAGGUUAUAUGUCAAUGUUUACCAUUGGAAUAGGUAUAUACACCUGAUGUAAACUCUCUACCUAAAUACUACUAGUCGAGUUAUAUCCUACUGAUCAUAGAUGUCCCCUCAGAAAAAUACUUUCGCUACCUAAAUUUUCAGAGGCGACAUCCCAGGAUGUCCUCUUGCUGACUUAGAACACUCAGCUGACAUAAUUCUAUUCAGCGAAAACGCUGAUAAAAGGCAGAGUCUUCUGAUUUUCGUAAAUAAUAACGUUAGCAUGCUUAGGAUGUGUUUUUCUCCCUUUAAAUACAGAGUGCUACUUGAAGCAUUUUCUGUUCCGACUGUCAAACUUAUAAUGGGAGUGAAGUAGCUGAGUUCUUUGACCGUUUCGUCCGCUCUGGCGGGUUUGUAUCCAAAGAAGUCUUGGAACGAAUUUAAAAAACCCUGUUGGUUCCUGCCAACGUACGUCAUUUGUGGCUUAAGCAUAAUGUCUAUUUCCCAAUUAAAGGGCGUGUAUACUGCUCUGUUCUCCCUUAUGGCUUUGAAACAUAGUCUAUAGAAACUUGGGGUAAUACACAUCUGUGCUAGGUUCUGUGAUGAGGACGUUUGUCUCUCUGCCAAUGCAUCAUGUUACAAGUGUUUAAUUAUUUGUGAAAUUAAUGAAAAAAAAAGAUAUUUACUACUCAAUCGACCAAUAAAAUACAUCUAGACAAUAAACUCCCAAACUCAUUUCAAUCUAUAUUGUUCGCUUUUUGCUGUGUCUUUUCUCUCAAUAAACGUUGAUUUUAAUUGUACCUGUGAUAUUUAUUGUUGUUCUCACAAUUUUGGUAAUUUUGUAACUCAGUUGACACUUUAUGCCUUUGUUGGGUUAAGUGAAGUGUAUUUAAUAAUUAUUUUGAAAUAAUGUUUCCAUAAUUUCAAUUUGAAACAUUACUAAAAUAAUUUAUAUGUUUAAAUCUUGACCAUAUUGUUUUUAUCAUUGGUCAGAAUGAUAAUUCACUUCCUUGUAAGGUUCAGAUUUUCAGUAAAUGGUCAUUAUUAUGAACUAGCAAAACAACUUUUUGGAUGGUGUACAUUUUCUAUUAAUUGACCUUCAUAUUCACAAAUUUGUUUUAUUUACUUAUUUGAAAUAUUUAAUUUCUGUAAGAAUCUCAAGUUUUGUGUUGUUUUUAUUUGAAAAAUAGGUUUAAUCUUUCAGUCUAAAUACUGUUUAUCAUUGUUUGAUUGAAAAUAUACUUUGAGGUGACAAAAACAUGCAUCAAUUUAUCUCAGAUUAAACUGAAAUCAUGCUUCGUCUUUGUUCUCAUAUUCAUAUAUCGUUUGAUCGUUUCCGAGUAUUUUCAUGUAAACACUUUAACAAGUAUAUCCAUUCUUCUAUUCCUAUUAUAUCUCAAAAGAUAACUUCAUUGUCUAUUAACCAAACAGAGUAUGCUAAGACGUUAGCAGAUUCCUUAAUUCAAGGUAAUCGUUAUAGUUUAGCAAGAGCAAUUACACUUUUGGAAUCUUCUAAAGCUGAACGUCGUGCUGAGGGUCAAUAUAUUCUUGAUACAGUAAUAAAACAUUUGGCGCAACAAGAACUAAAAACUGGAAAGUUUACAUUCAGAAUUGGUCUCUCUGGCCCACCAGGUGCUGGGAAAAGUACAUUUAUUGAAGCAUUUGGUGGUCGCCUUACAGGUAGUAAACCAUGGAAUCCUGUAAUUAAUACUUCUUAUAAAUCUUAUGGUAAACAGCGGUUAACACUAGACGAAGAACAUUUCAAUCAAGAAAUCAGAAAACUUCAUCGUGUAGCUGUCUUAGCAAUAGAUCCUUCUUCACAUACAACUGGUGGUAGUCUCUUGGCCGAUAAAACUCGAAUGCCUGAAUUGUCCAGUAAUAUGAAUGCCUACAUACGACCAUCCCCUAGUGGUGGAAAUUUAGGUGGUGUUGCUCGUGCAACUAGUGAAUCCAUCCUACUAUGUGAAGCUGCAGGAUUUGAAACUGUCCUCGUAGAAACUGUUGGUGUUGGACAGUUAGAGUUCGCUGCUGCAGAUAUGGUUGAUAUGUUUGUUUUGAUUAUUCCUCCUGCUGGAGGUGAUGAAUUACAAGGCAUAAAACGAGGGAUUGUUGAAGUUGCUGAUCUGGUUCUAGUGAAUAAAGCAGAUGGUGAACUAUUGCAUCAAGCUCGUCUUAUUGCUAAAGAAUAUUCGAACGCUCUCAAAUAUAUGCGUUGUCGAAGACCUAAUUGGAUUCCGAAAGUACAACUUGUAUCCAGUCUAACAGGUGAUGGACUUAUUGAAUUUUGGUCUACAGCUUUUAAAUUUCACCAAUCACUAGUUAAAUCAGGUGAAUUACAGAGAAUACGAAAAGAACAAUUGAGAGUGAGUUAAUUCAAUUAAAUCUAGGUUUUCAACGUUUUUUUUUCUAUAUUAUUUUCUACUCCGUUUUUUCUUUACCUUAAAUAAUUAGUUCAUGUAACUCACCAACUUCAAAUCAGUGUACUUAUCACCGAGGUACAAUUUAAAUAUGAAAGCUUAAUACUCUUGUAGUGACUGGUGCAAUGUCAUGUUCACAUAGUCUAUUCUAGCUUCUGGAAUAACCAAUUUAUCCAUUCUUCUCAAGCUACAUUUUCCCCUUGUUGAUUAUUCGCUUAUCAACCUUGAGUGUUUUUAUAUAUGGAUGUGGACAUUUGUUAAAGAGGAGAUUUGGCGUAGAUUUAAAAAACAGUCCACUUAUUCUAGAGAAACAAAAAGAAAUCGAAACAUUACUAUUCAACCGAGAAAUCGCUCCUGGUAUAGCUGCUGAAUUAUUACUUGAUAUUGAUCAUAGAAAAUCAUAAUACGCAUAUUGCACAUACCUAUUUAUUGUAUAUUACUAAAUCUAUAAUCACAGAAAUUCUGGACUUUUUCUUUCAAAUUAAUCUCGAAGAAAGUUACUUUUAGUUGGUCUUCUCUACAAUUGCAUUUUAACCCUAUGUUCAUUGUUAUUAUUUAUCUUAAGGAUUGUCUCAGAUAACUAAUUUUAUUUAUUUCGUCAGAUUUGGCGACGAUGUUUUUUCUAUUAAUCUUCACUUUUCAAGUACUUCUUCACUAGAUAUAGAAUAUAAGGAAAAUUGAAUUGGUCAAUUCAUUUGUAAAUCACACUUGAAAUAUCUUUAAAUUUUGUUUCCACAGUUUUUUCUCUGAAUUGAAUAGAUGUGUUUAUGUGUUAUGUGCAAAACUCAGCUGACCAGUCAAAUGGAUGGUGUUAUGACCAGACGCUAUUUUUAUUUCCACUCUUCAACAAAACGAGUAUAAGUUGGUGUAAUUGGAUUGAUCAGUUGCAAAGGUAUAAUUAUUACAUUGUCAACCUUCAUAUAAGUGAUAAAAAUAAGACAUACAAUACCAUUUAUCUUAAACUCAGAGUUUAGAAAUUGGUUAAACUGGUCUCGUUUAAUAAAUGAUAUCCUAGACGAUCGAGUACUAUUGUGAAUUGAUUGGUAUUAGCCUCGUACAUCAUAAGAUCCUGGCUCAGCCGUCUAAAGAGUAAGGGUUCGCGCGCGAGACUGAAGGUACCGGAUUCGAUCCUCGAUGGUGGAGUCGUAGAUGAACAUCAGUAAGAUGUCCAAUACAAGGACGAAACGGGCAUCCAGUGGUUUCAUGUUCUUGAUGUUUGUCUAGUUUAGAUCGGUGUAUGAUCUUCAUAAUAUCCCAGAAUGUAGAUGUCCUACUUUUUGAGUGUACUUCAAAGAUCAUGAAUGUUAAUUAUUUCUAGUUAUUUUUGACGUGUUUCAUCCAUACUCCUUAUAGUUAUCAAAUUAACAAACCUGUAUAAUUCACUUCUAUUUGAUAACUGAAUCCAUGAGUCGAUUUAAACUAGAUCACCACGGAAAACCUGGAAACAUUGGAUGGCUGUUUCAUCCUAAUAUGGGACUCAGCAAUGCGCACCCACUUUCAUUUAUUAUUUACAUUCUUAUUUCCCUUUGACGUGGGUUCAGAUUUUGACUAGCUUUUAGUACAUCUAUUAGUGAAGCAAAAAUUCCUCACUUUAUCAUGGACUGCUGUGUGUAAAAGAUAACUAUAAAUACGACUACAUAGCUCUAGUAAUUGACGUCGUUGAAAAGGGAAUUCUCUUCACUCAAACUGUCUUUAUUCUCUUUAUUGGUAUAAUCUUGCGCUGGAACUCUUUUCACUGCUUGUUAAACCUUUUUCAACUGGCAAGUUGUAUUGUUUGUACUACCCCGUGAUACACUGUCAUCAAUUUGACAAUCACCUCUUGUGAAUAAGAAUAUAUGACAAAUAUGUAAGAAUCUUGUAGUAAAACCCAGCAAAUUGCAACAAUGUCUGUAUGUUGAUGAAAGCUGUAAGCUCAGCGACUAUCCCACAGACAUUUACAAGCUGUUUUAAGCUAAAACAAA